AUGGCGGCCUCACCCGGGACAGCCGAACCGCUAGAGAGCUCAACAGCGGAGCAUCCUGAGGUGGUCCAGCCGCCUCCACUACCGAUCGAUGAGGCGGAACCGCCGUCGCCUCUUCUAGUGGCGGCGGCUGCACAUGAAGCGAUCUCUCCGAAGAAGUCCGCUUCCCCUUCGCCGCUUCCGGCGAACUUGGCGGUCGAAGUUUCUCCCGAGGUGGAGACCUCGUCCUCGUCCCCGUCCCCGUCGCCUUCUCCCUCUCCAUCUCCCCAAAUCGUGGAGGCGUCGCCGGGUGCGCCACAGCCACUGUCCCCUCCACGUACUGCUCCGGCUGCUGCCGCGCGUGCUUCGUCGGACCUCUCCAUUACAGAGGCGGUGGCAAUGGCGUCCCAGGAAGCCGCUCGGCCAUCCCCGUCUCCCGAGUCUACGGACGCGCACUUGCACAACGCGUCCGCGCCGCCGACGCCGCCGAUGGAGAUUUGGCUGGGAGUGUUGUUGCCGCAGCAGCAGCCGCGACCACCGUCCCCGGAAAUGGCCGCUCCAUGUGAUUAUUCAGAGCCUGCACAGCCAUCGCCGCUGUGUCAUCCGGAUGGAUGCACAGGCGCCUCGCCAGACGCACCGGUGGAUGAGGUAGUGGCAGGAACGCCAGGAAAAGCAGCUGGGCUGUCGCCAGGUGAAAACUCGGAGUUCGCACAGUCGCCGCAGACUCAUGUUCUAGCUGAAAGCACAUAUGUCUGUUCAAAUGCAGCGGGCAAGGUAUCAGCAGUGGCUUCAGAAGAAGGUACUCAGCCUGCGAUGGAGUCAAUUGAUGGUGAGGGGCCAUUAGAGAUUGGAGCACAGAGAUCAUUACAGGAGCCAGAGGAGACAACAACGUCCUCCAGGAUGGAAGCUGAGCCUUGUUCGCCAGAGAUGGCUCCUCCAGGGUUUGAAGAUUGUAAGUCUCAAUGGUUGCCAUUGUCACAUCCUAAUCCUCUGGUUGAAUCCACACACACUGUGGUACAAGUGACUGCCACCAAUGCCAUGGGCACGACGCCAGAUGCAGCAACUGGGUCACUGUCUUCACCUGGCCUACUUCCGCCGUUGAAGAGAGGGGCAGAGGGGCAAACACUUCCAAGAUCAUGCUCUCCCACAACAGAAGCUGCACCAUGUUCACCAGACAUGCCACCUCCAGGCUUUGAGAAUUGCAAGUCAUCAUGGCUACCGCUACCGAUUCUUCAACCCAUAGCUGAAACCACGUACGUGUUGCACGAUUUGGCUCCCACCAAGGCAAUGGCAGUGGGAUUUAUGGAAAAGGCAUGCUCAGUGCUGGCAUCGGAGCGAACGGAUGUGGAUAUAGACUCAGAGCCGGAACCUAUUGCCGCAAUUGGAGAGUGGAACUGGGAGUUCAUUGCAAGGGCCACUGCCAAGAUCACCUUCUCCCAUGAUGCAAGCCACUCCCUGUUCACCGGAUACAGCACCUCCAGGACUGCACAUGUAUUGCAAAAUUCAGCCGAUAAUGAGGCCAUGCCUGUGAUAUCAGAGGAAGCUCCUCAGCCACCGCCUGCAUUAGAUGCAAUGGAUUUAAACAUCGAUGCCAAACCUGUCCUGGCACCACUAUCAGCGAGUAAACCAGGGAAGUCAUUGCCACCGAAACCUCCCCUUCUGCCAUCUCAUGUAGCACAGCAUACAACCUGUUCACUAGGGAUGGUGCUUUUAGGGUCUGAGAAUAUUGAGUCCUCGCAGCUGCUGCCACCAGCCCUGGUUCUUCCUCUUGAUCAGACUCCAGACAUCUUGGCUGAUGCAGGGACCAAGAAGAUAGUCACAAUGGAAGAAGUGUGUCAUCCACUGCCUGUAGCAGGAGUGGCAGAAGAAGCCAAUGGGUCUGUUCUUUCACCAGUAACGGAAAAUGGUUGUGAGGGCCAAUCACCACACCUAGAGCCACAGGCUUCUUCCCCUGCAGUGGAUGCUGCAACCACAUCACUGGAGAUAGCUCCCAGAAGUUUUGAGAAUUCGGAGUCCUCUCAGUUGAUCUCUCCUUGUCUAGCUGAGACAAUAGACCCCUCUACACAUGCAUCAGCUAUUAUGCCUGUGGCUGUGAAGUCAGAGAAAACGAGUCUGCCACUAUCUCCAUUACAAGCUACAGGCACAGACAUGGAAAGCGCAAUCCUGCGGCAGUCGCCAUCGAAGAGUGAAGAGAGAUCAUUGCCACAGCCAGAGCAACACCCAUCUUCUCCAUCUGUGAAGGACACUACUUGUUCACCAGAGGUUGCACCCCCAGGUUAUGAAAAUUUUGACUCCUUGGAUCAGCUGCCACCACCACCACCUCUUUGCUCGAAGUUUGAAAUUGGUCAAAUGGUAUGCGGAUGUUGUCGUCAGCUUGUUGCAUAUCCUAGGGGCGCUGUUCAUGUUCAGUGUUUUGGUUGCUCGACAAUAAACCUUGUACUGGAAGAACAUCAAGUUGGUAAGGUGUAUUGUGGCCAAUGUGAUACACUAUUGAUGUAUCCUUUUGGAGCUCCUGCUGUUAAAUGUUCCAACUGUCUUUUUGUCACUGAAAUCGGAGAACGUAAUGUUCGGCCGCGGAUUUUGAUGGAACAGAGUGUGUCACCUGAUCCGCAAGAGAUGAUGCUCACUUAUGUUGGGGGCGAGCAGGGUGCUUCCGUGCUUGGGUUGGUCUACGAACCGCAGAACAACCCACUUGCAUCCUUAGCGUUAUAG
Molecule: messenger RNA, 2688 nt
Organism: Miscanthus lutarioriparius
Lineage: Eukaryota; Viridiplantae; Streptophyta; Magnoliopsida; Poales; Poaceae
Source: the annotation of a GenBank genome assembly